GGUGAGUGGUAAUCGAACUCGUGAGUCAUCCAUGCACACUUCCCUGAGUGCCCCACGGGUGCAGCGGGUACCCUUGCGGAAAUCCGAGCGACAGCAAACUAGGAAAGGUCCUGGAAGCUUGUGUCAAAUUGCAGUUUCCAGACGUUGGAUGACUCUCCCGCGGACGACUUCAGAAGCAUGAUGGAACCGGUCACACCUUCUCAACCUGUUUUACUGGUGCCAUCUUGGGGCGCGACCUUGCCCUUGAUGACGAUUUCCCUCAUGGCAAGAGACCAUUACGCAGUUUCUUUGUUCAGGCAGUCUCUCGAUGAAACUUGCGGACAAUCUCUCACUGGAGGCUCCCUGCGAUUGAUGAAAAGAACAUGGCUGUAUUUGGAGAGCAGCCAUUGGCUCAAUUGGAAAUAUUCCUAUCCAGGCAGGUACUGCAUUAUAGCAGAGCCCUUUAGAUGCAAGAAUUGCACAACGCAAGUUUGGGGACCAUUCCAUGUUCCUCGUGACACUUCGAAGGGCAGUCUUUGCUGCCACGAUGGAAAGGUGUCUCUUGACGUGACGAGAGUUGAACUGCACCGCUACGAGGCGACGAAGAAAUCGGUGCGGCUGAGGUUGAACCUCGAUGCGCGGAAUUCUUGUGGGACGAGGUUCCACGUUUAUUUACUGGAUCUGGGGGCCCAAGAUUGCCUCGGAGGGACUCAGGGAACAGCGAUGAGUUUCGGGAAUGACGAGCUGCUGAUCUCGAAGGACCAAGGCUUCCACGAUGUGCCCGUGAAUGUUUCCACCUUAUGCGCGCAAGUUAUACCGAGAUGCGAAGAAUGCGCGUUCUCGUGUGCUGCGUCGUUCCACUUGCUCGACCUCAACGCGUCUGGUCUCACCGAGAGCCCGAGGGAUAUCGUCAUAUCUUCUGGCAGCUCCCCGAUUUUAAUGUUCAUGGGCUUCUGGCUCGGAACCACUUCAUUGAGUUGUUUUCUCAUACCCAAGUUAGCGAAGCGUGGAGCUGCACCCAACGGCAGUUUUCUACCAAUCUCGAUGAAGCAUACCGUAAUCGGCUUCGAUUGAUUCGAUCCAUUUCGAAUAGGUGGGUGUCAUGGCGAUUAAUAAAAUACCCGGGA
Molecule: messenger RNA, 1106 nt
Organism: Galendromus occidentalis (western predatory mite)
Lineage: Eukaryota; Metazoa; Arthropoda; Arachnida; Mesostigmata; Phytoseiidae
Exons: 4
Coding region: 178-1053 (291 amino acids)
Source: RefSeq, a predicted model, not a curated record